UUCAGUGAACUAAAUUCUUAUCAUAAAAAUAUUCAGUGUCCUGAUGAAAUGUAUAACAAUUACGAGGAAUCCCCCAUUCCCCUGAUAGCAAAUUACGCGGUAUUGAAAGAUGCUGAAGAGGAAAAGAGAGAUAAUGACGACAGAGUGAUCCUAGAAAUCGGUCGACCAGAUGAUAAGCAACGGGAGGAGCUUACGUUUUCACAUAAGAAGUAUGACAAGACUAUUGCUCACCAUCGUUCGUAUGUUAUAGAUUAUGUGGAACCACGCAAGGUCACUUAUUUUAGGUCUCAGGAUUUGGAUGGAGCGCCGGACGUAGAGUCGAGAUAUUUCGAGCAUGACGAGUACCAGGAAAUCAGAAAUAUACAAGAGUCUAACAACUCUAGGUCCUCUGUAGAGUUUUCACAAGACUCACAGGACGCAGGCAAGUUUAUGGAUGAGCAAGACGGUCUUAUGGAUUGGAAAGAGAGAGCACUACAACUUGAAAAGGAGUAUAAGAAGACUGCAUGCGACAGAGAGCGCACGCGAAUGCGUGACAUGAACCGUGCCUUUGACUUGCUGCGAUCCAAAUUGCCAGUGACAAAGCCGUCCAAGAAAAAAUAUUCGAAAAUCGAAUGUUUACGAAUAGCAAUUUGCUAUAUUCGGCAUUUGGAGUAUAUGCUAGCUGGUGGCACAGAAGAAAACCCCGUGUUUCUCGAAGCACAUAGUCCUGAACUUCGGAGGAAAUCAUCAAGAUAUUAA
This is a messenger RNA of Zerene cesonia (dogface butterfly), 738 nucleotides long. It is a transcript of the gene sage, whose product is annotated as transcription factor 21. Gene Ontology annotation, cellular component: nucleus. The record is from RefSeq and is a predicted model, not a curated record. Lineage: Eukaryota; Metazoa; Arthropoda; Insecta; Lepidoptera; Pieridae. The coding region runs from base 49 to 738 and encodes 229 amino acids. Gene Ontology annotation, biological process: regulation of transcription by RNA polymerase II; mesoderm formation. Gene Ontology annotation, molecular function: DNA-binding transcription factor activity, RNA polymerase II-specific; protein dimerization activity; RNA polymerase II cis-regulatory region sequence-specific DNA binding. The transcript has 4 exons.